Messenger RNA from Cygnus atratus (black swan), 1971 nucleotides. RefSeq names its product ubiquitin conjugating enzyme E2 H (gene UBE2H). Gene Ontology annotation, cellular component: nucleus. NCBI's taxonomy places the organism in Eukaryota, Metazoa, Chordata, Aves, Anseriformes, Anatidae. The transcript is spliced from 5 exons. Bases 369 to 710 code for a protein of 113 amino acids. The record is from RefSeq and is a predicted model, not a curated record. Gene Ontology annotation, biological process: ubiquitin-dependent protein catabolic process; protein polyubiquitination; protein sumoylation. Gene Ontology annotation, molecular function: ubiquitin conjugating enzyme activity; SUMO conjugating enzyme activity.
CUGGUCGCGCCGGGAGGAGGGCCGGCGAUUCCGGCUGGUUGGGGUUGGUUUUUGGGGGGGGGGGGGGGGGGGGGGCACAAAAAAAAAUCUUGGCUGGGGCCAGCGCCAGGAGAGGUCUGGGCUGGAGAGAGGGGCCGAGGCCCAACCUGAGCUGCCGCCGCUCUCCUUUUCCCCUCCCCCUGCUCUUUUUUUUCCCUCUCUCUAUUAUUUUUCGUUGUUGUCGUUCGUUUAGCAGCCGGCGUCUCCUCUCCGGCCGCCGCGGACGUUUUGGGAGACAAAGGGCAGCUUUUCCGAGCCGGCGGCUUUUCCGAAGCCUCUCCUCUCCUCUCUCCUAUUUCCAGAGGCGCCGGGGGCCGUGCGCUGGAUUCAUGAAUAAAAUUUUCCAUCCUAACAUCGAUGAAGCGUCAGGAACUGUAUGUCUAGAUGUAAUCAAUCAAACUUGGACGGCUCUCUAUGAUCUCACCAAUAUAUUUGAAUCGUUCCUGCCCCAGCUGCUGGCCUAUCCUAACCCCAUAGAUCCUCUAAAUGGCGACGCUGCAGCCAUGUACCUCCACCGACCAGAAGAGUACAAACAGAAAAUUAAAGAAUACAUUCAGAAAUAUGCAACAGAAGAAGCACUAAAAGAACAGGAAGAAGGCACCGGGGACAGCUCAUCCGAGAGCUCCAUGUCCGACUUCUCGGAAGACGAGGCUCAGGAUAUGGAGUUGUAGUAGAAGAGGCAACCUGCUUUUCAGAGAGACUCUAAUUUCCUAACCAUGAGAAGCAGACUAUAAUAUUCAUAUUUAAACAAAGCAAUUUUUUUUAUUACUAAACAAGGUUUUUAUGAAUAAUAGCAUUGAUAUAUAUAUAUAUAUCACCCUUUAGAUCUUGAUUUUCUUGGUCAUUUCUCAACCCGAGGUGCAUAGCAUAUUCCCACAUUCCAUUUUGGUAGCAAUAUGCAGCCCGAAUGCAUGCAUUCAGAUUCCAUUUGGCCAAGUCAACUUGUGUGCUACUGAACUGUCAGCUACAACAGCUGCCCUGGUAGGUAGGGAGUUAGCCGAGAUGUUUGCUUUCUGAUCGAUGUUUCCAAAGACACCACCUUGGAUGCUGACGUGGAACAGCGUUUUCUCAAAGUAACAAAAAAAAAUCUGGGGGAUAAUAUACUAACCGCGUAGAUCAGACAGUGGAAUAAAAGGUGCUCCUUCAGGUCAACCUUGCUGAUCGUAUUUUGUGUGGAGUCACAUUUAAAAAAAAAAAAAAAAAGUAAAUAAAAACCAACACAAAUGCAUGGAGCUAUUCAGAGCAUUGAAGCUUAAGAAUUCUGACUUGGAUUUUCAGUCCGUUUUUAUACGUGGACUCCUGCCUGCCCUUCUGAACUGUAGGGACUGACAACCACUGGUCUAUUUGCUUUUGGGACUUUUUGAAAGCCUUCAUCUGGAUGUUGCUCACUUUCUUGGUCUGGAUUACGAGCUGUUCCCUUCGCGGGAGGAAAAAAAAAGACACACAAACAAUGCUCUCUAAGCAGUGCUUUGAUUUAGCUGGAGCACAUGUGAAGUCAAACUCUUACUUUGUCAUAGUUUUUGAAACUGCUGCCCUUUAAUGGCUUCAAGUUUUGCUUUUUCUCUUGCUUGAAGUAUGGUUAAACACCUCGCAAACACCUCUGUCCCCUAGGAGGGUUCUCUGACCAGAUGGAUUAGCCUUGCUGAGAGCUUCAGAUCCACGAAGAUUGGCCCAUUGGCUGUAGUCCACGAAUCCAGCGGCACUGAUUUUAUUUUCCUUUUUUUUUCCCCCUUCUGCACCAGCUUGGUAGCCAUCUGCUUGUGUGUGUACAACAGGAUUAAAAAUUUCUUAAAGUUAACAAAGAAUAUGAUCUAGAAAAAAAAAAUUGAGAUGAAUAAAAAAAGACUAAAAGCACCAAUUGAGGAAGCAAGUGAAUCUGCUUGUUUUGUUGUUGUUUUUUUUCUUCCUUUCAGGACACUUCUGUAUGAAACG